AUGAACGGAAGAAGCAUCCAAAGUGCAAGCAAUGUAAAGAAAGAUAUCUUGGUCUGGCUGAACUGCAAAACCAUCAACAAAUUACAAAACAUUGCUAUUGUCGCGAGUCGCCUCACGCAUACACGAAGUACCACGCAUACGACUCCAUACCACUGCUGUGAUUGCGGUCGAGAUUACACCAACCAGGAAACCUUGAGUUACCAUUGCUGCGAUUGCGAUGAAGUGCUUCGAGAUCAUAAGUUCCUGCGAAGACAUCUCUCCGGGAAGAAGCAUAUUCGUAAAGUCGGAGUUCUGAAGUCGAAGAGCUCUCACAAUGACCCACACAAUUGUAACAAGUGCGAUGAGACAUUCCAAGACAAGAAACAAUUAAGAAAGCAUAUGUCAAGCCAUCGUGAUAUUCCUUGCCCAACUGGUGGGAAAUGCAACAAGAUGUUCGCGAUGCCAUCUGCCCUCCUGAACCAUCUUGAGAGCGGCUGCUGUCGCUCGGGAAUGACUCGAGCCAAGAUGCACCUACUCGUUUCCGCCCACGAUCCUAAUCGCUAUAUUACAUCGGUUGAGGCCGUCAAAUCGAUUCACUCUUCUGAACAUAUAUCUACUAAGUACUACUUCCUUUAA
Messenger RNA from Botrytis deweyae, 615 nucleotides. RefSeq lists its product as uncharacterized. The record is from RefSeq and is a predicted model, not a curated record. The coding region runs from base 1 to 615 and encodes 204 amino acids. NCBI's taxonomy places the organism in Eukaryota, Fungi, Ascomycota, Leotiomycetes, Helotiales, Sclerotiniaceae. The transcript is spliced from 2 exons.